Messenger RNA from Cynoglossus semilaevis (tongue sole), 1616 nucleotides. RefSeq names its product adaptor related protein complex 3 subunit sigma 1 (gene ap3s1). The transcript is spliced from 7 exons. Bases 289 to 777 code for a protein of 162 amino acids. Gene Ontology annotation, biological process: Golgi to vacuole transport; intracellular protein transport. The record is from RefSeq and is a predicted model, not a curated record. Gene Ontology annotation, cellular component: AP-3 adaptor complex; membrane coat. NCBI's taxonomy places the organism in Eukaryota, Metazoa, Chordata, Actinopteri, Pleuronectiformes, Cynoglossidae.
CUCGGGCGGAUGGAUGGAUGAGAUUUGGGCCAUCGCAGCUGCCGUAGCAAGAGGAGGAGGAGAACAGGAUUGGUUCUUUGACGUGGAAAAUUUCCGUGAAGAGACGAUGAAGGAGUAACAGUAACUGCUGCACUCAACUCCACGUUCUCCCGCAUCCAUCUCAAAUCAUAGACGGGGUUUUGUUCCGGUGAGUCCCGGUCAGUCGUGGGUUCAGGAGAGGAAACAGACUCCAGUCUACGUCCAACUGAGGCCUUGCUGGUUCCCCGCCUCCUGCCUCCAGCUACAGUCAUGAUAAAAGCCAUUCUAAUAUUCAACAACCAUGGCAAACCAAGGCUUUCCAAAUUCUACGAGCACUAUACUGAGGACACGGAGCAGCAGAUCAUCAGAGAAACAUUUCACUUGGUCUCGAAAAGAGAUGAGAACGUCUGUAAUUUCCUGGAGGGUGGAAUGUUAAUUGGAGGAUCAGACUACAAACUAAUCUACAGACAUUAUGCCACACUCUACUUUGUGUUUUGCGUGGACUCUUCAGAGAGUGAAUUAGGAAUUUUGGACUUAAUCCAGGUAUUUGUGGAGACGCUCGACAAGUGCUUUGAAAAUGUCUGUGAGCUUGACCUAAUUUUCCACGUAGACAAGGUGCACAACAUCCUGGCAGAGAUGGUGAUGGGUGGAAUGGUCCUGGAGACUAACAUGAAUGAAAUCAUCACACAGGUGGACGCUCAGAACAAGAUGGAGAAGUCUGAGACGUUUAUCUUUCAGUCUACCAGGCAGGACAGGUAGACACAGGCUGGCAUUGCAGGAGCGCCCGCUCGUGCCGUAUCGGCUGUAAAGAACAUGAACCUUCCGGAAAUGCCCAGAAACAUCAACAUUGGUGAUAUCAGCAUAAAAGUGCCAAAUUUACCUUCCUUCAAAUAGUGGCAGCAAGUCCAUGGAUCAGCGACGUUAGCCAAUGUUUACCAUGACGCAAUCUGUUUACCAACACCUCAAAUAAGUAACUUUGAUCAAAAGUAUACAUCUUGAAGGUACUGUGUGGUUUGUCACUCCCUGUUUUAGUGUUAUCACUGUGUUUCUCCUUUAAAAAACAGAGUGUUAUAAGUGAUUUGUUUGUUUUGUUUUGUUUUUUUCCUGUUGGAAGGAACAUUUAAGUAUUUAUUUGUGAGUGGUACAUUCCUUUUGCCUCACUGGAGGUCAGCCCAUUGCAUUCAGCUGCUAAAGUCCAGAUUCCUGUCAGUUUGGAACUGAUAACUUACACUUAUUCUCAAGUUUACUUAAAGGUGCAAAAAUGGCUGGUAAUAAAGUCUUAGCUAAAAAACAAAAAACAAAACAACAUUUAAAGUUUAGCAGAUCCGCUACAGACUGUCAUGUGAUGGCGUAUUUGUAAAGUCAUGUGAUGGCGUAUUUGUAAAAUUAGUGCAUAUAAUAAUUCAACGAUAUUAUUAUAUUGCUUUGUAACAGAAGUCUGGAAGGUAUAUAUGCUGAAAUUAACAUUUCUCUAUUGUUUGUAUGCAAAAUAUUUUUAAAUGAUUUCUCAAGUCUUAACAGAUUAUUGAUUGAUUUUAUUCUUUGCAUGAGCCUUUUUUCUCCUCUUUUUCAAUGUAAUAAAUUCUUAAAACGCAGAA